AGAGUGCGCUGCGAGCGCUGAAAGGAACCUUCGAAAAUGCCCACUCGAAAUUAUAUUUUCGAAAAAAGGGGAAAUUUGGCGCGAAAGAAAUGACAAAUUGAGGUUAGAAUUGCAGCUUGGCGUUGCAUCUGAAGAAAAACUCUUGUGAAAACUGUAUUUUUGUGUAGUUUGUGGAAAUUUAUUUGAAAAUGUCUCGAAGGGAUUACGCAGCAGAUCAUGAGACUAUCAAAACAUUCCUCACGGAUUUUUCCUAUGUCGAUGAUAGCGGUAAGAAAAUCUUCCGGUAUGCCGCACAGCUGGGGUCGUUGGCUCAUCGUGAGCAGGUGGCUAUCAACAUUGAGCUGGAUGACGUGAUGGAGCACUCGGCAACACUUGGUGAAGCCGUCCUGGAGAAUACGAGACGAUACACCAAAAUCUUUUCUGAUGUCAUUUCUGAGCUUUUGCCCUCGUACAGGGACCGCGAAGUUGUGGCCAAGGAUUCCCUGGACGUAUACAUUGAGCAUCGGCUAUUGAUGGAGGGACGCACGAGGAAUCCUCAGGAUCAUCACAAUAUCCGGAAUCAAUUCCCAGCCGAACUCAUGAGGCGAUUUGAGGUGAGUUUCAAGGCUCCCAGCAAUACCGUUGCCAUUCCCAUCCGGGACGUCAAGGCUGAGCACAUUGGGAAGUUGGUGACUGUUCGAGGAAUCGUCACGAGAUGCACAGAAGUGAAGCCGAUGAUGACAGUUGCGACGUACACUUGCGAUCGAUGUGGCUCUGAAACUUACCAACCAAUCAGUUCCCUGAGUUUUAUGCCCAUCACCGACUGCCCCUCCGAUGAUUGUCGCGUGAAUAAGGCUGGAGGACGUCUCUACUUGCAAACUCGAGGAUCAAAGUUCGUAAAGUUCCAGGAGAUCAAGAUUCAGGAGCAUAGUGACCAAGUGCCCGUUGGACACAUUCCACGCUAUCUGACCGUGAUGUGCAGAGGAGAGACUACGAGACAGGCUCAGCCAGGAGACCAUGUGAUCAUCACCGGAGUCUUCCUGCCACUCGUGAAAUCUGGAUUCCGGCAAAUGAUGGCUGGACUUUUGAGCGAUACUUAUUUGGAGACUCAUCGAAUUGUUUGCCUUAACCAAUCAGAGCACACUGAAGCUGACAAGAACGAAUUGACUCAAGAAGAGUUAGAUGAACUGUGUCAGGAUGAUUUCCUGACUCGCCUUGCCAGUAGCUUGGCGCCUGAAAUUUAUGGGCAUAUUGAUGUAAAGAAAGCCUUGCUUUUGCUACUUGUCGGUGGCGUCGAUCGACGUCCCGACGGAAUGAAGAUCCGUGGCAAUAUUAACAUUUGCCUAAUGGGAGAUCCUGGUGUAGCCAAGUCACAGCUACUGGGUUACAUUUCGCGUUUAGCAACUCGGAGUCAGUAUACAACUGGCAGGGGAUCAUCCGGAGUGGGUUUGACUGCUGCCGUGAUGAAGGAUCCCCAUACUGGGGAGAUGGUUCUUGAGGGAGGAUCCCUUGUUCUGGCCGAUCAUGGGGUAUGCUGCAUUGAUGAGUUCGAUAAGAUGUCUGAGCAUGAUCGGGUUGCGAUUCAUGAAGUAAUGGAACAACAAACUAUCUCAAUCGCCAAAGCUGGGAUCCUUACAACACUCAAUGCCCGAGUGUCAAUUCUUGCGGCAGCCAAUCCUGCCUAUGGGCGAUACAAUCCUAGGCGAACAGUUGAGCAGAAUAUUCAACUGCCAGCAGCCCUGUUGUCUCGUUUUGAUUUGCUGUGGCUGAUUCAGGAUAAACCGGAUAGGGAUAAUGAUCUGAGACUGGCCAAGCAUAUCACUUAUGUGCAUGCUCAUGGUCAACAACCACCGAGUCGCAUGAGAGCACUCGAUAUGAGUCUCAUGAGGCGCUACGUCAGCCUCUGCAAACGCAAGAAUCCUGUAGUUCCGCCAGAACUCACGGAAUACAUCGUUAAUGCCUACGUUGAACUUCGUCGGGAGGCUAGGAAUAAUCGUGAUAUGACGUUCACGUCUGCUCGAAAUCUCCUGGGUAUUCUUCGACUGUCAACAGCCCUGGCACGUCUUCGAUUGGCCAAUGAAGUUGAAAAGGACGAUGUUGCCGAAGCUAUUCGUCUACUGGAAAUGUCCAAGGAUUCCCUCAAUCAAAUGGAUCAUCGAUCUGGAUGGCAACAAAAUACUUCUGACAAGAUCUAUGCCCUUAUUCGGGAAGUUGCUCGUGACAUGAGAACUGUUAAGGUUUCCGACGUGAUGGAUCGAUGCACAACCAAGGGAUUCAAGCCCGAUGAGGUUGAUCGGUGCAUUGAGGAGUAUGAACAGCUCAAUAUCUGGCAGGUUAAUCAGACAAGGACCAAAAUUACCUUCAUUUAAAGUUAUUCUUUGGAUUACCCUUUUUUUACUUUUUCAAUCAAUGUUAAUUUUCACGUGUGGAGUUUUGAAUAAAAGAGUUAAUUCUGCA
This is a messenger RNA of Phlebotomus papatasi, 2436 nucleotides long. RefSeq names its product DNA replication licensing factor Mcm7 (gene Mcm7). Gene Ontology annotation, cellular component: MCM complex; nucleus. Gene Ontology annotation, molecular function: single-stranded DNA helicase activity; single-stranded DNA binding; ATP binding. The record is from RefSeq and is a predicted model, not a curated record. The transcript is spliced from 5 exons. Gene Ontology annotation, biological process: DNA replication initiation; DNA strand elongation involved in DNA replication; double-strand break repair via break-induced replication. The coding region runs from base 189 to 2348 and encodes 719 amino acids. NCBI's taxonomy places the organism in Eukaryota, Metazoa, Arthropoda, Insecta, Diptera, Psychodidae.